Dentiscutata heterogama is the source of this 1209-nucleotide messenger RNA. The record is from the annotation of a GenBank genome assembly. Lineage: Eukaryota; Fungi; Glomeromycota; Glomeromycetes; Diversisporales; Gigasporaceae.
UCCAUAUACUAAUCUUACCGGAGUCCAACCUCACAUUAUAGAAAUUAAACAUUAUGAUGAUAAUACGGGUACUUCAGUUGUUCGUGUCGCUCGGACGAAUUACUACAAUUACUUCACCUAUAAUUAUUGUUAUGAGCCAAGGGUAUUACUUCGUGUUAUUCAAGCAAAUGGAAGUGUUAUUGAAAUAAAUUACGAUAAUUCUACUGAAAUACAAUAUAUCAAUUAUUGUACGGUUACUAAUGGCGCGAGUGGUCCAAAAAAUCCCAUAAAUUUUUACCCGUUAUUUGAUCAAUACAUUUUAGUAACAUAUACUCAUGCAAUUAAUAUCACUGACAAUACAACUUAUACGGAUCGUGGAAUGGUUUUCGAUUGGAGUGGAAAUGUUGUAAGCAACCUCGAUUUUGGACCAUCUUAUUUGUAUUUAGGCACAAUUUGGGUUCCGAAUGAAUAUAUAGUUAAUAAUAUUACUCCCAAAAAAGGUUUCUUACGUUUAUCUGCAGCAUUUAUUAAUGGAGUAGGAUCUUUCAAAUGGGCCCAAUACCAAUACAGUGACAAUGGAAUAUUCUAUUUAUUACAGAAUGACACAGUUGCGGGUGCAGGCCUUACUACCAGCUUUCAAGUUACUGUAAUCGCUACUUUAGAUGGUGGAUAUGCGCUUACAUAUGCUAAUACGACCAGAACUCCUGUAACUUCUAACAAUACGUUAGCCACUCAAUUUGCUGCAAGUGGAGGAAUAUAUGCCAUAUUCGUGGGUUAUAAUCAAACAAAAACACCCCAAAGAAUGAUUUUAUUUGAAUUAACUACUCCAAACCUAACAUUCACUCACAUAUAUUGUUCGGUCGACUUCGUUUACAUUGGUCAUUCAUGUAUCGCGUACGUAACACAGACGCAGACUCAAACAAUUCAGAAUGUUACUACAACUGUUAUCACAACUACUAUAACUCCUACGGGAGCCGCCCCCACAGUCGUACCAGUUACCACUACUACAACAGCUCCACUUACAACUACUACAUCCACUGAAAAUUUUUACGUGAGAAUUCGUUUUCUUUCCACUGGAUCUAUAUUGUCGUUGGAUCCAAUAUUUCCACCAAACAAAGGGUCUUUAACGAAUGUUAGAACACUACCUCGCGGAGGAUACGCUUUAGUAGAUCGUGCUCUUUAUGGAUUGAAUGUCAAUUACACCUUUGAUCUUUAUAAUGAAUCUGACAG